AGCAAUACUCUAUAGCAUUGUCCUGGCUUUCAGAAACAUACAGUUUUCAUACAUCCUCUUUCAUCUAUCCAAGCUUUCCAUUACGUGAACAAACUUUUGUUAGCUAUUUAGUUUCCCAGAACUUUGUAACUUCACGACUUAUCCGCACCUACCAACCAGUGCACUCUUCUGAAAUGUCAAGGUUCAUAAUGCCUAGUCAGACGCCAAAGUUCUCUCAUCAGCUUUUAUCAGAAAUGAGGUCACUGACAUACAUUUUUCCUACAGUAUUCAUUACCACACAGGCAAUAAAUAUUCAAAGCAGUGUUUCAGAUGAUUCCAAAGAUGACGUUGCCAGUAUGUUUAAAGAACAUUCUGUUCCAGCUAAGCCAAUGAGCCCAACAGGGUCUUUGCUUCUCAGUAAAACGUUAGUAACAUUACAGCCAAGCCUGCAGUCCUAUGUUUUUCGGUUGAGUUCCUCUGAUUAUUUAUACAGUGUUUUACUUACAGUGACAAAGAGUUCACUCUAUACUACAAGCAUGUACACUCUGUCCCUCGCACUUACUGUUCAGAAUGUCUCAGGGAGUAUUGGUAGGACUGCAGUCCUUCAGAGGAAUGCUACAGAAGUGCCAUUUACACCACUGCUGUCACAGCAAGAAGCAGAAACUGAUGGUUUCAUGAGAGACCUGUCCAGCCAUCUGAGCAUAUUGAAGGAUGACCAGGAGACGACUGCAAGCACCCACUUUGACACCUCAAUGUUUCCCUUCACUUCAUUCGCAUUUGCUACAACAUCCACGUCAGCAGCUUCUAUCACUGCUUCUGAGCCACACAGUAGUCUGCAAAUCUCUUAUAUUAGUGCGCUCUUCCCUCAGACUGUUCAAAUAUUUAGCACAGUAAACAUGGCAGUGGUUUCCACAGAGCUGCUGUUGGAUGACAUUUCUGGAAGCAUGACAUACUCCACCACUUUUGCCAGUCUUAUCCCAGCCAUUUCUUUUUCACAAUUUAAAAGCUCUGCGACUAAAAGCUCUUCACUUUCAUCAGAAGAGGUCAGCAAAGUUUUAAUUUUUAAAACUGCUACAGAAACAGAUUUGUACUAUAUUGCUUCCACCACUGCAUUAUCCCCACACAGAUUCUCCUCUCCAAUUUUAUUAGCUACCCAGUAUCUUUCUUUACCGGCCAUAAGUUUCAGUGGGAUUCUGUCCUCUGAACCGGCAGUCUCUUUAACAGCUCUGAAUAAAAUAGUGCCACCUUCUGGCAAAUCAGAAACACCUGCCUUCAAGCCAGAUACAAUCCAAACUGUCCCAUUUAUAGACUUUGUCCUGCCAGUCUCUCAGACACUCACCAUUCCACCAGUCAAAGAAGAUUUGUUCCAAUCUAGUCAUUCAACAUUCAAACCACUCCCACAGCUAUCUUCAUUGCUCUCUCUUGAUGUGUUUCCAACAAUACUGUUUUCCCAGCAUCCUUUAUUUUCCAAAAGCCAGGAUGAACCACAGCCUUCUUACACUCAGAUGCCUUUAAACACUUUAUCUCAACAGAUACAGGAUCCAUUGUAUUCCACUGUAGAAGAAACAUACCAACUAACCAUGCUGGGUUCCAUCAAUCCAACCCGUUCUUUUGAGGGGGAACUUGGACACACCUCAUUGUCUAUUCCUUCUGUACCACAGAAGUAUAGUUUGGAACCAUCAUAUCCUGUGUCUAACAUUUCUCUAUUACCAUUUAAAGAUCCAUUAAUCCCUAGUGUUUUGGCCCCACUGCCUAUGGAGUCAUCAUUGAAUAUUUUAAUGCUAUCAGAGUAUUUAACAUCAUUCAUCCCCUUUGUCUCUCCUGGUACAUCACCAUUAAUAUCUCCAGAUAAGAAAAUGACCAGGCUGGAUGAUGAAAACUCCCUUAUUCAACAGUCUAGCCCUACAAAGCCUACUAUCUCUAAGGGGCCUGCUCCAACACUGACAUAUAAAGUAGCUAUCCACAUUUCUACUCCCUUGCCUGCAGAACAUUUCACUGCAAUUACUACUGAUGCUCUCCUCACAUCAUAUCACUUUACACCAGAAGUCUCUUCAACAGCAGAAACCCACGGCUUUUCUACCAGUACAGUGCCUUUCCUUCAUCCCUCACCCUCCGUUAGAGAGCAGUUCUCUUCUUCCAUGUUAUAUUUUACAGCUCCACAUAUUCAACAACCAGCUAGCACAUGUCAUUUCACAUCUACAGCUUUAUUAUAUAUCACCCCAGGCAAUACAUUCCCUCUCACCCCCUAUACAACAGUCUCUCUUCUGGAAACUGAGUAUGAUGUAGUUUCUCCCACUUGCACAGUUUUCUUUGCCACCUCAAGCAAUAAAAUGCCUGCCACGUUUUACUUCCCAUAUAUGACUUUGUCUAGAUCUUUACAACAGUUAUUAGAACCUAGUAAACCUGCCUCCUAUAUGUUCACCAGUUAUUUUUCCUUUUUGACACUCUGGACAACUAAAAUGAACACUACAAGCCAUGUGUAUCCAAUCUCAUCAACAACAGCACAUCUGGGAAAAGACAGCAGAAGUUUCAGCACAUCACUGGAAUUUUGGUCUACAGCUGGAAGGCCCUCUCUACAAGCAAGCAAAACAGCUAUUGAAAACACCUCUCCAACUGUUGUCCACUCCAUCGAUGUCCUUUUUGCCACCAUUGGUUUCCCAUUUCAAUACACCAUACCACCCAACACAUUUUCAGACAGAGAAGAUGGGAGCACCACAAACCUAACUUUAGCAAUGGGUGCAGCAGACGGCUCUCCCUCCGGCCCAGAGUCCUGGGUAAGACUGGACCAAACUCAACACAUUAUACAAGGGUACCCUCUGGAGACAGACCUUCAGUACUCGCCUCAGAAGUUUAUACUCACUGCUGUGGAUUCAGGUGGAUAUUCUAUUCAGCAAACAUUUACGAUUGAACUCAGGUUUGCAAACACUGAUCCGUGUCACCUGUACACUGUUAGGACUAAAAAUAGCUACAAUUCCUUCAUCAAAGACAGACGGAGGAUUGAACUAUUUGUGGAUAAAAUGGCUGAAUAUUUCAAUAGCACGAGCAGUAAACACAUCUCUGUCUCCACCCUCAGGCCUGGUUCAACAGUUGUAUCAUGGUACAAUACCACCUUGUGCUUAGCAACUAAGAAAGCACAGCAUCAGUGUCAAAAGAACAAAAUCCUGGCAGUCCUAGUUGAAAUGAAGAUGCCUGAUGGCAAUGUGAAUCCAGGGUUUAUUGAAGCCAUGCUCCCAGAAUUCAGGAUCACAACGGUGGACAAUGUUACUUAUGGAGGAGUUUGCAUUUUGGAUUCUGAUCUGGCCCCCACAGCUACUACAACCGCUAGCUUUUUUAAAUCUGACAAAUAUUACUGGACAGUCACUACCUUGAUUACUUUGCUUAUUAUUCUGUGUUUAUUCCUGGUAGUGGUUCUUGCAGUUACAAUUUAUCGCUCUUGCGGAAAAUAUGAAAAGAUUCUUCCUUCAGAGUCACUUUUGUUCCAGAAUGACAGAGCAGCUGGUCACCUAGAGUUAGACUCCUUAAAGCCAAGAAAGCCACCAUUGUUUCAGCAGGAUGUUCCUCCACCAUCACCACCACCACCUCAACUAUGGGUAACUCUGUGUCAGCCUCAGAGAAUGCCUUUAACUCAUAAUAACAUUAUUCCCAACAUGCUCUACCAAAGAGACAACUUGCCCACUCACUCUCCUCCAAAGUACCAACUGCCACCUCCCUAUGAGCUCAGUUCCAGUAUUGUUAAAGCACAGACACAAAGGCCUUAUAAUAAAAUCUAAUCCACAGCAUUAUUAUUGGAAGUAGUGACUUUCAGAGAGAAUUAUUAUUCUGAUACCACAUGCCAGGUUUGUAUCUAUUGAAUAAAACUAAAUAUAAGACUACAAAUAAAUAAAUACAAAAUGUAAAUGGAGAUGAAAUGUAUGUAACAUAGCACCCUUACUGGUAGAGGUGAAAUGUAUUGUUAUGACUAUAUUAUUAUACAUGGAUAUUUGUAGUGCAUCAAAUGGGUCAUGGAAAAGAGGCAUAUGAUCAUGUCUUGUAUACAGUGAUAAGCAUUAAAUCGUAUCUUGUAUUAUUACACUUCUAGUAGGACGUUGACUACAAACUCAAUAUAAUGUGAUUAA
Molecule: messenger RNA, 4094 nt
Organism: Polyodon spathula (Mississippi paddlefish)
Lineage: Eukaryota; Metazoa; Chordata; Actinopteri; Acipenseriformes; Polyodontidae
Exons: 3
Coding region: 174-3749 (1191 amino acids)
Biological process (GO): axon guidance; muscle attachment; nerve development
Cellular component (GO): sarcolemma; dystrophin-associated glycoprotein complex; dystroglycan complex
Molecular function (GO): laminin binding; calcium ion binding
Source: RefSeq, a predicted model, not a curated record